GCAUAGCAGCCAAGUACUUCCGGGUUAUUCUCCCAUGUACCGGAACCAGUAUGUCAAGUGGUGGUACUUCCGGGUUGGGGUGUACCGGUGUUGCAUAGGUGAACGCAAUAUUGAGAAUUCUAGGCACAAGUGUAUUGCGUAGGACCACGUAAGUUUGUGUGUAUAUAGUCGGUAAUCGUGAGAUAAGCGAACAUUGAAAGAAUCCAAAAGAACUUUGAAGACGUCUCAGAAUGGCGCAGGUUGCUGAGAAGAUUCCGUGGAAGACUGAAUCGUAUGUAUCACAGGUACAACAACACUGGCCACAGACAGGGAAGCAUAUCUUGGCACAGUAUGAUGACAACAGUGUUGUGGUCUAUCAGGCUUUCAGACCAGAGAUCGCCGAGUACGCAGUUAAGAACCAAAGGUUCGGCGGUCCCCACUACAAAUGGGAGCGCAUGUCGUGGAUCAAACCUAACUUCCUGUGGAUGAUGUACAGGUGUGGAUGGGCCAGUAAGAAAGCACAGGAGAGGGUGUUAGCUGUACGAAUCACGCGGAAUGGAUUUGAUGAGAUUUUGGCAAACGCAUACACGCCGAAGACUCAGGCAGAGGCCGGGCUGCCCAAGGACCAACUGAAGGUGCGGCUACAAUGGGACCCCGACCACGACCCCUCCGGUACAUCUCUACAGAGGAGGGCCAUCCAGUUGGGGCUGAAGGGGGAGAUACUCAACCACUAUGCCCAGGACUGGAUCGUAAGCAUCACGGAUGUAACAGACUUUGUGCAUGAACAGUAUAACGUCCUUCAAACCAGCGGUACUGAACAGCUUCAAGUUGCUGCAGAGAGAGUCUAUCAAGUCACUGACCCUAAAACUAAAGCUCUAAUAGGUGUAGAGGACUGGGCAACAUCUUAGGUAUACUUGUAGUUUAUAUACAUUGAUAGUGACAAAAGGAGGCAAUAUAGAGUAUACAUGUAAACAUCAUGCACUUUAGUAUUGGACCAGCCUGCUAUGUAUCUGUUUCCAUCUUUUGUCCACUUCUCCGAGAUCACUACCUUGCUGAAAUAUUUGGAAGCAGAUACAUUAUACAAGGCUGACGUUUGACAUCAAGUUGACAUAUACACUUAACCACUAGCUAUAAUAUAUGUCUGGUAAUGUGGUUUAAACUAUUUAUUAUCAAAAGUCAUUAGAUAUGUCAGAAUACUAUAGAAUGAUACACUGGACUUCAAAAUGUGUUUAUUGACAAAACUAUGCAUGCUAAGUUAAGAACUACAUGUACUAUUUAUACAUCUGACAGCAAAGGAAGCUGAGACUGGAAACAUAUUUUGUAACCAAUUUAAUUUCAAAAUCUACAUAGACUUGUUUAUUUUUGUCAUAGUACUACGAAACAAUAGAAUACUUUCACAUAUUGCAUUAAUCAUUAAUCAAAUUGAGGUACAAUUAUGCAUAUGUUUGUAUAAUCAUGUACCUCUAAUGUAAUCCAUCCAUUGCAACCAUGUCUCCAGUAUGAUAUACUACACUAUACACGCACAAUACAUACGUAAGUUGCAUAUGGCAUAUUAUGCUAAUGCAAAUACAAAUGGACUUCUUACUGAAAGCAUCAUCAAUAUAUAACUUUUGUUUUCUCAAUCCUCUGCUUUGACAUGUCAGAAUAAAGAUUUUUCCAUCUUACAAC
Messenger RNA from Branchiostoma floridae (Florida lancelet), 1647 nucleotides. RefSeq lists its product as uncharacterized. The record is from RefSeq and is a predicted model, not a curated record. The coding region runs from base 231 to 887 and encodes 218 amino acids. The transcript is spliced from 4 exons. NCBI's taxonomy places the organism in Eukaryota, Metazoa, Chordata, Leptocardii, Amphioxiformes, Branchiostomatidae.